CCAUCGUCCUCGAUUCAACCCUUUCGGCCGUACACUUUUUUCAGAGCAACAAUGGCCCGCGGGACCUUCAAGCAGAAGCGUGGUGGAGGCCGAAACUUUAGCCGGCACCUUGAGCUCAAUGAGGAAGGCACCGCAGUCGCAGUAGACAAAUGGGGCAGACGCGAGAAGGAGGAGGAAGAGGAGAGCGACGACGAGGAGGAAGAGUCCGAUGAAGAAGAGGAGGAAGAGUCCGAGGAGGAGGGUACGCCUCAGCAAGUCGAGCUGACUCGUGCGCAACGCAAGGAGCUCAAGAAGAAGAAGAAAGAAGCCGCCACUAAGGCCGAAGAGGACCAAGACGAAGACGGCGCAGAACCCUUGGUGGCGAACCCUAAUAUUGCAAGCGGAAAGCAGAGAAGUCUUGCUUCGCUCGAUGCCCCCCAAGAGCUCUCUCGCAGAGAGAGGGAGGAGAAGGAGGCCAAAGAGAAGAAGGAGCGCUACUGGAAGCUGCACGAACAAGGCAAGACCGAGCAAGCUCAGGCAGACCUCGCCCGCCUUGCCAAGAUCCGCGCAGAGCGCGAAGCGGCUGCUGCUAAGCGUAAGGCUGAAGCUGAAGCCAAAGCUGCAGAAACGGAGACGAAGCGGAAGGAGGCUAUGUCGAAGAGAAAGGCCUAAUUUGUCUUCAGUGCCUGCCCUCUGUAUUACUAGGUUUCCCGUGUAAGAUUAACAUCAUCGGAUCUCGUUAUUGGCCACUGC
Messenger RNA from Phanerochaete carnosa HHB-10118-sp, 732 nucleotides. RefSeq lists its product as uncharacterized. Gene Ontology annotation, cellular component: cytosol. Gene Ontology annotation, molecular function: RNA binding. The record is from RefSeq and is a predicted model, not a curated record. The coding region runs from base 52 to 651 and encodes 199 amino acids. NCBI's taxonomy places the organism in Eukaryota, Fungi, Basidiomycota, Agaricomycetes, Polyporales, Phanerochaetaceae. The transcript is spliced from 7 exons.